ACCUCCUUUAUGUGGUUAGGGUCCAAGAAUUACUUUUACUUAAGAGUAUUGAAUUUUAUUUUUUUUUGGCUGUUGGUAGUUUGAAAAUAGGGGUUUCGGUUAUUGUGGGUGUUGAUGGUGAUGGGAGCUAAAGGGGUUGCCGAAUGGAAUUGCUUAGAAGCUUUUGGUGUUGAUGGUCGUAGUAAGGGAGUCUGGGCAGUAGAGGCGGGCGGUGAUGAUGACAGUUUAGGUGGUGGUAAUGUUUGGUUGUAGAUGGUCGGUUCAGAAGAGAGAGAAUCUUGUAAUACUAUGUUAGGGUAAUGAAAGCAAUGGUGAGGGGUAAUGAUCUCUCCUAGGUAUUGGGUUUUAUUAUUAUUUUUUUCAAGAGGGCUGGACGAUGGUGAAUGAUGGGGAAAAUGGGUGAUUACUUAAUGGGAGGGAAGCGACAAUGGUGGCAACCAUUUCGAUCAAUUCAAACAAAAUCAGGUCUCUAAAAAUUAUAAAACACACAUUCUUCUAAAUUUUAGCAAUAAAUUGACUCCUCCCUGCACUGCUCACAACCUAUUUAGCCGAAGACUUCAAAGGCACACCAACCGAAACUCGCUAACCUAAACCUUCUUAUCUAUUGUUUUUUUAACUCUUAACAACAUACAUUUCCACUAUAAUCCAAAACACACAUUCUUCUUCUCAAUUUUAGAAAGAAACCGACCCUCCCUGAACUUCCCACCACAUGCUCGACCAAAAUACUCAAAGAAUCGCACCAACUCUCCACUGGCUGCACCAGCCUCCGUCCGGUCCUAUGAUGAGGUAUUUGAUUGGUUGUUGAUUUCAAUCAUGCACUAGUUAUUUGAGGGAGGAUAUUGGCAACUCUCAACAUGAUCAUCUAGUGCAGGUGCAAUUCCUCCAACCAUCAAGCAGUUGACUCGUCUGACAUUACUUGAUUUUUCAUCAAAUAAUUUCACAGGACGGCUUCCAACCCUGCCACCUUCAUUACUUUGGUUCGGGGUAGCAGAGAAUAACAUAGUUGGAGAAAUCCCUGCCUCAAUUUGCAAUUUGAGCUCGCUGGAAGAACUCGACCUGUCUAAGAAUAAUUUUGGUGGAAUUAUUCCUGAAUGUCUUGGAAAUUUAAGUCAUUCUAUGUCAGUCUUGAAUCUAUAUAUGAAUAACUUUCAUGGUGAAGUACCAGCGGAAAUGUUUCGUAAAAGUUGUUCGUUGCAAAGUUUCCGUAUCGACAGCAACCAAGUUGAGGGGCCAAUACCACAAUCUUUGGUUAAUUGCUUGGACUUGGAAAUUCUUGAUCUCGGGAACAAUAACUUCAUUGACACCUUUCCUAGUUGGUUAGGAAAAUUGAAGAAUCUACAAGUUCUUGUCUUGCGGUCCAAUAGAUUGUAUGGUCAUAUUGUCAAUCCUGAAGUAGUUGCAUCUUCUUUCUCUAAUUUGCGGAUCAUUGACCUCUCUCAGAAUGACUUCCAUGGGAGCUUGCCAACCAAGAUUUUUGAAAAUUUGUAUGCUAUGAUCAACGGGUCUGAAAAGAAAGGUGAAUACAUGGGAUAUCAGUAUUCUGGAAAUAAUUAUAUGUAUUAUGGUUUAUUACUUACAAUAAAAGGGUUGGAGAGGCAGUUCAUGAGAAUUUUAACCAUUUUAAUGGUUAUUGAUUUUUCAAAUAAUCGAUUCAAUGGGCAGAUUCCUGACAUACUUGGACAACUUCAUUCACUUGUUGUCCUAAACCUCUCUCACAAUAGUUUAACAGGUCCUAUCCCAUCCUCCUUUGGCAAUUUGUCAAUGCUUGAGUCAUUAGAUCUCUCAUCAAACAAGCUUCAAGGAAGAAUUCCCCAAGUGUUUAAAAAUCUUGGAUUCUUAGCGGUGUUAAACCUUUCUCAAAAUAAUCUUACGGGACCCAUUCCUAGUGGCAAACAAUUUGAUACUUUCACAAAUGAUUCGUACAGUGGGAACUUGGGUUUAUGUGGAUUCCCUUUAUCAAAAAGCUGUGGUAAUAAUGAUCAGAAACAGCCUCCAACAAAAACUGAUGCAGAUGAUGAUGCACUGAAUUGGAAAUUUUCUAUUCUGAUGGGGUAUGGAUGUGGGCUGGUGUUUGGAUUGAGCACAGGAUACAUUGUAUUCACAACUGGAAAACCAUGGUGGGUCAUUAAGAUCAUUGAGAGAGGUCAACAAAAAUAUUUUGGAAGGAAAAUCCGGAGAGUUGGAGGAAGAAAAUAAUACAGCUGAUUAAUGCUCUUAGUCGAAGAUUUGUUGGGUGCUUUGCAGUAAGUAUACUCCAAAGGGAGAUUAAUCUCUUCCACAAACAGAGUUUUUCAAGCCUGGUUUGUUGUCAUCCCCAAUUUCAGUUGUAUUAGUCCUAUCAUAUUUAUGAGAUUUUCGGUUAUGGUAUGUAUUUUUUUAAUUCAAUAUCUUGAACUAUGCAUCCUGUGUCUCCAUAAAUUCUCCAAUGCUUUUCUCAAACACAAUGUUAGCUUCAAUAUUAAUGCUCAAAUUUAGGAUCUGUAACACAAGCCUUGGUCUGAUGAAUAACUUGAGCAGGUAACAAGGCAAAGAUGAACCUCAUCUAUGAUAAUUUUAUUAAAGUGUCUCAUGUAUGGUGUUCUUCCGAAUAGAAACAGGAUCUAGAUUCACAUUGAAGCACCCCAAAAGAACCCUGAAGAUAUCAAUAUGAUAAUUCCCCCUUUUUUUCAGACUAAUUCACAUAGACAUAGACUGCAGGUAAUUAUUGCAUUAUACUUUACACAUGUUGAAUAUUUGACAGAUGCUUAGUUCAUUAAUUGUCAAAAUACAAUAAAUUUAUUAGCAGAAUCGGUGGAUAACCGAUGGUUAUACAAAACUGCCUCUAGCAUUUUGUUUUGACAUGAAUGGAAGAUGUGCAUGGUUUUUGUCUUUCUUGAAAUAUAAGAAUAUCAAGUUAAUUGGCUAAACCAGCAUGUUUCAACACUGAGUAAUAGAUUUUGUAGCUCCUACAGAAAAUGUUAGGUCUUGUACUCCUUGCUAGGCAUGUUUACCACUUGCAGACUUGCGGUGCAUCAUUGGCAAACUUGGCUUUCAAUUUACCUGUAGUGGUCCUGUACAUCAUUGAACUAUGAAAAAGGCAUUAUUGCAGCGAGUGGGAAAAAAUGAACUUUAGCUGUUAGCACCUGAAAAGUAGAAGGAAAUUGUUUAAUUUUGACCUUUCGAAUCAAAAAGGUAGACAAUGAAAGGGAACAGGGGAAUAAUCUGUUUUUUCCCAAGUGUUUGUGGUGAUAAGUGCAAGGACAUUGCAUGAAGUUAUUUAGAAACACAAGCUGACAGUGUAGUUAAUUUGUACUUAACCCAAUUUUCAUUAAUCUGUGACAGGAAUCCUAGCAGAAAACACCAAAAUAUUCCUUGAUCCGUUCCAAGUAGUCUUGGCAAGUUGUGUUUUAGU
Messenger RNA from Durio zibethinus, 3391 nucleotides. NCBI's taxonomy places the organism in Eukaryota, Viridiplantae, Streptophyta, Magnoliopsida, Malvales, Malvaceae. The record is from RefSeq and is a predicted model, not a curated record.